AUGUCAUCUACAUUGAAAGAUAACCAAGAUCCUGAAACAACACCACCCACGCCAGAAACACCACCAUCAGGUACAGACGCAACCGAGCCUUAUAGUAUUUUCGAUGGUCGGCAAAGGGCAUUAAUCGUAGUAAUUGUCUCCACAGCUGCAACUUUCUCCGGAUUCGCAUCCAACAUUUACUUUCCAGCACUACCAACCAUUGCUCACGACCUCAAUGUUUCCGUCGAACUCGUCAAUCUUACUGUCACUUCCUAUCUGAUAUUCCAAGGAAUCGCUCCAAGUCUGUGGGGUCCUGUAUCCGAUGUGAAAGGCCGUCGUGUGGCAUACUGUUGCACAUUUCUCGUCUUUAUAGGGGCAUGCAUUGGCCUUGCGAAUACAAGAAACUACGCCACAUUGAUCGUCCUCAGAUGCCUUCAGAGCACUGGUAGCGCUAGUACGAUUGCCAUUGGAUCGGGUGUAAUUGGAGAUGUCACUACUCGCGCGAAUCGCGGAAGCCUCAUGGGUAUAUUUCAGGCCGGCCUACUCGUUCCUGUUGCCGUCGGCCCUGUGAUUGGAGGUGCUAUUGCUGGAUCCUUAGGAUGGAGGGCCAUAUUCUGGUUCCUUACUGCCUAUGGCGGUGGCUUUCUACUUGUUCUCGUACUGCUUCUCCCGGAAACACUACGCUCCAUUGUCGCCAAUGGUAGUCGGACUCCCUCGUCUCUAAUAGGGAGAUACCCCCUUAACAUGUAUCAGAAAUUGUCAAAGAUUGAAUGGAACCGCGAAACAUCAGCGGCAGCACCCGACGCAAAAAAGCGCAUUGAUAUUUUGGGACCGUUUCACAUCCUCAUCAGCAAACAUGCGACUCCUAUCAUCGUUUUCCUCUCAAUCUACUACGCUGUCUGGCAAAUGAGCAUCACUGCUAUGUCUACCCUCUUCAAAGAACAUUAUGGAUUGAAGGAGACGCAAAUUGGAUUGACAUUUAUUGCAAACGGCGUGGGCUCUAUGAUUGGGACGCUCAUCACUGGCAAAAUCCUCGACAAGGACUAUAAAAGAGUUAAAGCCGCCUAUGAUGCACAAAUGGUCCAAGGAGAUGCUGAAAAUGGCAGUGAUACUACACAUUCCAUCUCCAAAACCGAAGACGAUUUUCCCAUUGAGAAAGCCCGACUUCGCCUAGUUCCUGUCUUCUCUAUCAUCCAGUGUUUGUCUAUCCUCCUAUUCGGCUGGACGAUUCAAUACCCUCAUCGUGUGCACAUUGCUGUCCCAAUCAUCUCUACUUUCAUCACAGGUUGGACCGCCGUCUCUACUCAAUCUAUUAUCAUGACAUAUCUUGUUGAUAUCUUUUCGGACCGGAGCGCCGCUGCAAGUGCCAGUUUGAAUCUUGCUAGAUGUCUCUUUGCUGCUGGCGGUACGAGUAUAGUAAUGCCAAUGGUAAAUGGUAUUGGUGUCGGACUGGCAUUUACAAUCGCCGUAAUUGUUCAGUUUGUCGCUCUCCUAGGCCCAGUCAUCCAGUGGAAAUUUGCCGCUGGUUGGAGAAAGCAGUCCAGAGCGCAAAAGCAGUAA
Molecule: messenger RNA, 1539 nt
Organism: Trichoderma asperellum CBS 433.97
Lineage: Eukaryota; Fungi; Ascomycota; Sordariomycetes; Hypocreales; Hypocreaceae
Biological process (GO): transmembrane transport
Cellular component (GO): plasma membrane
Molecular function (GO): transmembrane transporter activity
Source: RefSeq, a predicted model, not a curated record